Linum trigynum is the source of this 2755-nucleotide messenger RNA. NCBI's taxonomy places the organism in Eukaryota, Viridiplantae, Streptophyta, Magnoliopsida, Malpighiales, Linaceae. The record is from the annotation of a GenBank genome assembly.
CCAAAUUGUGGAGAAUAUUUUACUUGGCCACGAGCCCACGAGUUAAUGCACUACUUAAAAAUCAAAAAGCAAAGGAAGAAUGGCUCUAAAGGUUGACAUGGAAAAAGCCUAUGACAGAGUCGAGUGGCCAUUUAUACUUGCGAUUUUGAAAAAGUUAGGUUUUAACUCGGUCUGGUGUGACUGGGUGAUGGAGUGCCUUCGGUCAGCUUCUUUCUUGGUGCUUAUGAAAGGGACACCCUCGGGUUUCUUUGCCCCGACUCGGGGCCUGAGACAGGUUGAUCCGCUGUCCCCUCUGUUGUUUGUGCUUUGCAUUGAGGGGUUUGCGGCUCUUCUUCGACAGACCAUCUCGGUGGAGAAGUUGAAAGGGGUAAAAGUGGCUCUUAGGGCGCCUCGAAUUUCGCAUCUAUUUUUUACGGACGACUCUUAUUUAUUCCUCAUAGGCUCCUUGCAGGAGUGUGAGAACCUAAUAGAGGUUUUGAACACUUACAAGGAGCUUAGUGGACAGAGGGUAAAUCUAGCAAAAUCAGCGGUGUGCUUUAGCAAGAAUGUUUCGGGGCCUGAUCGGGAAUUUCUAAGAGAGAUUUUGGGAGUGGGAGCAGUGGGGGUGCAUGAUAAGUAUCUGGGGAUAUCAUCGUUGAUUGCUCGCUCUAAGAUGGCCACGUUCCGUUUUCUAGAGGAAAAACUGCUUAGUCGACUUCAGGGGUGGAAGCAACGGACCUUGUCAUGGGCAACUAAGGAAACAUUGAUCAAAUCAGUGGCCUUAGCUUUGCCAUUGCAUGUGAUGUCCUAUUUUAAGCUACCUCUCUCUUUGUGCCAGCUUUUGGAUAGACAUGUGGCACAGUUUUGGUGGGGGUGGAAGGGGGUCGUUCUAAAAUUCAAUGGAUGUCUUGGCACCAAAUGUGCACUAGUAAGCAUGAUGGUGGCAUGGGGUUCCGCCGCUUUGAGCACUUUAAUCAAGCUUUGUUGGCAAAGAUUGGGUGGAAAAUUCUGAAUGAUCCCCAGUCGUUGUUGGCUCAAAUUUAUAAGGGGAAGUAUUUCUCUCGCGGGUCUUUCUUAACUGCUACAGCCAGGUCGAGACCUUCGUGGGGAUGACAGAGUAUUCUGUUUGCCCGUGAUUUGCUGGUUCGCGGACUGCGUUGGCAAAUUGGUAAUGGUCGGUCUGCCUCCCUCCUCUCCUCCAGCUGGAUCCCUCUCAUUUACCCAAAUUCACCGACUUAUAAUCCUCAAGUCCUGUCGGAUGGGGGUGAUCCUAAGGUGGAUACGAUGAUGUGUCAGGGGGGAGGGUAAGUGGUGUGAUAAGAGGCUUAGUCAGUGGUUUGAUCCUGAAGUAUGUCGGGCCAUUAAGGCAAUUCCUCUCCCUCGUGAGGAUAUAGAGGAUAGACUCAUUUGGCAUGAGACUACGGAUGGGAAGUUCACAGUUAAGUCGGCUUAUCACCUAGCGGUCUUGUUUGAUAAGCAGGGUGGCAGGUGGCGAUCUAGUGUUAGCUGGAUGGACAAGCCUAGUUGGAUCCGUGUGUGGACUGCUAAUAUUCCUCCUAAGCUCAAAGUGUUCUUAUGGCAGGUCCUUCAGCGGCUUUUACCCACGACAGAGGCCUUGAUUAAGAAAGGUAUUCAGGUGGCGCCGCGGUGUCCGGUGUGUUGGGCGGAAAAAGAGACGAUGGAGCAUCUUUUCCUUGACUGCCAUGUAGCCAGGGCGCUUUGGAUCUGUCGAGCCUUGAGCAUCUUGGUCAAGGGUUGCCUCGGCAUAAUUUUCCUCUCUUCUUGAAGAAGCUUUUGUCCGUUUUACAUCAGUCCCAUUUGCUUAUGGUUGUUGUGGCGGUCCUCUGGCGGAUCUGGCGUUCCCGAAAUUGUGUUGUCUUUGAAGGAAAACAGUUUGGGAUUCCUGUCCUCAUCCGUCAGUUUCAUCAACAGUAUCAGGAAUGGGUACGCCUCCCUGUCGAUCUGGGUCUGCGUUCUGCCCCGCCUCUUGCCGUGUCAGGUAAUGCCGAACUGUCGCAUUCCAUUACUUGUAUGUGAGAUGGGGCAACGAGCUCGGGGUCUCACUCGGCUAGUGGAAUUGUGAUAAAAGACUUCACUGGUCAUGUCUUGCUGGUUCGAGGGGUGCAGUUUCCUGGGAUGGAUGACCCGAUGGUAGCAGAGUUGUUGGUCCUACGGGAGGCGGUGUGCUGGUGCCUAGAAUUGGGGUUUCAGGAGACUUGUUUCCAAGGUGAUGCCCAAGUCCUUAUUGAUAAAAUCAAUUGGCGAGAUGCUCAGGAUAGUCGGGUUGGGUCUGUUCUUGAGGAACUCAUUCGGGUGUUCAGGGUUCAUACUGCGCUUAAUGUUCACUUUGUAGGUCGGAGUAGCAAUAGGGUAACCCAUUUGGUGGCUAGAAAGGCCCUUUCUUUGUACCCGACUACAUGUCGAUGUUUUGAUUUCCAAGCCUGGAUGUUGUCUUGAAUGUAAUUAUCUGUUUUCAAUCAAUAUAUAUGAUUAUCUUUUGUAAAAAAAAUUAUUCAUAAUUAAUGUUUUUUAAAAAAUUUAUUAAUUAUAUGUAUUACCUAAAUAUAUCAUCUGAAAUUCUAAUUUUCAAACAACUCGUAAGUGGCAUGACACAGAUGCCAACUUUGGGCCAACAUUGAGCUUGAUAGAAAGAAUUAUAAAAUCAUAACAGUUGUCGUACCGGAAAAGUCAGUAGUAGAUUUUAUAUUGAAGUCGUAGUUCGACCUUUUUUUAUAUUGCUUACCAAUUUAGACUCCAAUAAGACGGAAAAAUUUAU